AUGUUCACUCGGCUCGCCCCCGCUCAAGUCACCGCUCCCACGGCCACCGAACGAAACCGCGUCAGCCGCGGCGCCUCCGUCGUCACGAGAGUCCGCCCCGACGGCGGCGCGUGUCAAGAGACCGCGGGCGCGAAGAUGAACGUCGGUCGCCCGGUGUACACCGCGAUCACGCAAAAGCUCACGCGCGCGCUCGCCCCGACGGUUCUGAACGUCAUCGAUGAGAGCGCGAUGCACGCCGGGCACGUUGGGAACCCCUCGAGAGGGGAUCCGAGCGCGGAGACGCACUUUCGAGUGGAAAUCGUGAGCGACGCGUUCGAGGGCAAGCGACAGGUGAUGCGCCACAGGAUGAUUUACGACGCGCUGAGCGAGGAGAUGGAUAACCCGAUCCACGCUUUGCAGCUCAAGACGAAGACCCCGAGCGAGGUCUCGAGCGCGUGA
This is a messenger RNA of Ostreococcus tauri, 438 nucleotides long. Its product is annotated as BolA protein. The coding region runs from base 1 to 438 and encodes 145 amino acids. The transcript has a single exon. Lineage: Eukaryota; Viridiplantae; Chlorophyta; Mamiellophyceae; Mamiellales; Bathycoccaceae. The record is from RefSeq and is a predicted model, not a curated record.